Molecule: messenger RNA, 1751 nt
Organism: Pogonomyrmex barbatus (red harvester ant)
Lineage: Eukaryota; Metazoa; Arthropoda; Insecta; Hymenoptera; Formicidae
Gene: Tsp2A
Product: tetraspanin 2A
Cellular component (GO): plasma membrane
Source: RefSeq, a predicted model, not a curated record
CUGCGAUGUAAAGAUUAAAAACAAAAGUAGAACAAUGUAUUAAUUGUAUAAGAUCCUAUUUGAAUAAAACAUAUUUCUUUAACAUAUUUUUUAUUCUAGAUAAUUUUUAUUUCAGAACUUAUGAAUCACAUGGUACGUAUCAUUUACAGCAUAUAAUUUUACGCCUGGUAAAUGUCUGGAAGAAACCAAAGACUAAUCAAUAGACAUCAUGAUAUUACUUUGUUAAUUAAUCAUGGCUUUUAAUAAUUUAUACACCUAUCAUAUAUAUUGAGAAUGAAGUGAUUCACCCCAGCGAUACGUGGUACUUUUUAUCUAGAACACGCUUAUCCAUUUAUCUUAUAUUUGCCAAUGAUAAAGCAUCGGAACGUUGAGCCAUGAUACUCCCGUACUUGUCGACGUUCUCGAUUGACUAACGUUCUUCUUGCAUCGUGUCGUUUCAGAAAUAAUACGCAGAUUGGUGAAACGUGACUUUGUGACGGAGGAUAUCUUCCGCAGGAUACAAGAAGAUGGCCACUAAGGGUUCUGGACCGCCGCUCGAAAAGCAAAUCGGUUGCAUCAAAUUUACGAUUUUCUGCUUGAACGCAAUAAUAUGGAUUCUCGGCUGCGCAAUGUUCGGUUUAUCCAUUUGGAUGCGAUUCGAACCAAUAUUUGAAGAAUGGGUGGAGUUUUUGAACAUAUACGAAUUCUACAUCGGGAUUUAUGUGCUGAUUGCCACCUCGGUGCUCGUCAUGGCUAUCUCUUUCAUUGGUUGCGCCGCCGCGCUUAUGGAGCACGUCUUGACUUUAUAUACCCACGUGGGACUCCAAGCGUUCAGCUUCAUCUGCGGUUUAUCCGGAGCGGCGGUCAUUCUCGAUUAUUCAACGUACGAUAGUAAAAUUCAGCCCAUCAUCGAACGAUCCAUGUAUAAUCUUAUUAGCAACUCCCAACACGAGACAGCGAGCUUCAUUCUGCGUGUGAUCCAAGAAACUGUUGGAUGUUGCGGAGCCAAUGGACCUAGAGAUUAUACACAAAUGCGUAAACCAUUGCCUACCGAAUGUCGUGACACCGUCACCGGAAAUGCUUUUCAUCACGGCUGCGUCGAGGAAUUAUCCUGGUUUUUGGAAGCCAGAUCAGGAUGGCUUGCUGGUUUGGCGAUGGCGUUGUGCAUGCUGCACGUAAUUAUAGCAGUGCUGUCAUUGAUACUUGUACGAGCGAUUAAGAAGGAAGAGGAAUCGAUAACGUUCAAACGUUAGGCAUUAAUUACAUCUAAUGCAACAGUGACAUGUGUAAUUAUAGUUCUUAUGAGAACACAAAGAAAGGAAAUUUAAUAUUAAAUCAUAAUUUGACGAACAUCUAUUCCGAGAGUAACGCUAUGCAGGAAUAUAGAAUAGUAAUUCGUGCUUUUUAAUUUCUAAAUUUUUAAUUUAAAAAAAUUUUUAAUUUUUUGAGGAAAAUAUAACCUUUCAAAUUCGAAUUUACAUUUAAUUCAAGUUUGAAAUGAAAUGAUUUAUAUUUUUAUUAUUACCUUAAGAAAUUAAUUGCAUUUUAAUUAUCAUUUUUUAAUUGAUUUGCGACAAUCAUAUGCAUUUCACUUUAAUCGAACGUUUUCAAUCAUUUAUUUUGUUCUCCCACAUUAACAUUUUUGUAGUUUUGUAUACCUUUUUUUAUUAUCCUUUACAUAAAUCAUAUUUAUAAUUUAAUCGCUUUUAUAGAAGAAGUCAUGUUUAACAAGAAUUUAAAUAGAAAACAGAGAAUACAUAAAUAGAGAAUAA